This is a messenger RNA of Dracunculus medinensis (Guinea worm), 1827 nucleotides long. The record is from the annotation of a GenBank genome assembly. Lineage: Eukaryota; Metazoa; Nematoda; Chromadorea; Rhabditida; Dracunculidae.
AUGGUUUCAACAAUUGCAAAUUCAGCCGUUGAUUUAUUUUCAUUUCUGCGUGAAUGGAAAGAGGUUUUUGGGAAGCAGAUGGAUAUCAAUCAAAUAGAGAAAAAGUGCAUUCUUGGAAAAUUACGCUCUUCUUGCAUACGCUCUAUUGUUUGGCGAGUUUUAUUAAAAUGUCUGCCUCACGAUCGGAGUGAAUGGUUAUCUAUAAUAAAGCGUAACCGGUCAAAUUAUGCUCAGCUUAAAUCACAAGCUGUUGCGGACCGAAUUCAUACUGAAGAAAUUUCAGCAUUUGAUGUAGCGCUUUGCAAUCCUCUUUCAUCUUGGGAAAAUAAUCCAUGGCUGACGCAUUUUGAAGAUAUUGAGCUAAAAAAGACAAUCACUAAAGAUGUAUUACGAAUUUAUCUUUCUGUUGAUGAUGCAUUGCUUUUAAAUGAAUUAAACGAUCCAGUUUUUCUUGAACACGAUGCUUACCAAUUAUUUGCGCAGUUAAUGAUGCUUCUUGGAAAUUGGUAUGCUUGUAAUGAUGAAUCGUUUCAAUUGCCAAGUAAUAAUAAUGUUGUAAUAGAAGCAUUCUCUAUACAUGAUUAUUUACCCUCAAGCCAAAUAGGCGAGAAAAUUGCUCAUAUUAUGCAUGAUAUUCUUGCUGUUGUGGAUCCUGAGCUCAGUCGACAUUUGGAACGUCUCGAAAUCCUACCUGAAGCGUUUGGCGUACGAUGGAUAAGAUUGCUUUUUGGGCGAGAGUUCAGACUGAAUGAUGUUUCAUUUUUAUGGGAUGUAAUUUUCGCCUCACAGCCUUUAUUAUCGCUUAUGGAUUUCAUUUUUGUUUCUCUACUACAAAAUAUUCGACAUUUGUUAUUAAAGAGCGAUUUUGGAAAGUGUAUGAAUUACUUAAUGCAUUACCCAUCAUCAGUUGAUGUUCAUAUGGUCGUGCAACGUGCUCUAUUUAUCAAAUCACCUAAAGUUUCAAUAAUAUAUUUUUUUGAUUUGUGGAUUUGUGAAAAUUUUGUUAAUGCUAAUGGUUUAGUUAUAUUCAUUGAUUUUUCGCUUCGAAAAUGGAAAAUUUUUGGUGCAUUAAGGAAAUAUAAAUUCACACAUCUGCCAUCAAAAGCAAUAAAUUCAGCUGUCGAACAAGUUUCAUUUAUGAAAAAUACGGCCAGAUUAAGCAGCAAUACCAGUCAGAUUUUACUGCAACAAGAUGGAACAAAAGCAGCAGAAAAUGAAACAACUGAGCAGAACCAUAUAAACGUUGCGGUUAUGGCUGCUAGAGCACUUAAUAACGGGCUUAUGAGGAGAAGCGUGCCAAAAAGUUUAUCUGAUAAUAAUCGCUGUUUUCUUUUGAAUCAGAGAAAUGUUUCCACGACAACUUAUUCAACAAAUCACAGUGAUGUUGAACGGUUGAAGGAAAUUGAACGGAUCACUAUUUUGGUUAUGAAACAAAUCAAGAGGAUCACAGGUGAUAUCAGUUCCAUGGAUAUAAAUGUUGAGACUAGAACACGGCUUAUCAAUGAACUGGAACAAGUCUAUCUUAAUUUAGCGCAAAUGGCUUAUAAUGAAAAAUUUAUCGCUAAAAGAGAUUGUAGGCCUCAAAACAUAGCUUGUGAAGAAUUGCCAACAAAUAUUAAUUUUAGAAAAAUAACGGCACCAGAUAUAACAAAUACUUUUCCUGAAGGGCAUAAAUUAGGAAAAGAUAAUGAAAUGAGACCUUUGUUGGAUUCUCGUAUGAUUUUUUAUCUAUUCAUUAUGGAUCGCUUAUCAUGCAAUGAGCAGUGGAUAUGUUCUUUUCUCAAAAAUCCAAAUUAUAUGCUUUCAGUUGAUAGAUUGAAUAUAUGA